Molecule: messenger RNA, 1084 nt
Organism: Coregonus sp. 'balchen'
Lineage: Eukaryota; Metazoa; Chordata; Actinopteri; Salmoniformes; Salmonidae
Source: the annotation of a GenBank genome assembly
AUGAUCAACAAAGCCCAGAUGACCUUUCCCUCUCCCUUUGACAUUCCCCAGUACUCACUCCUGCCAUGUGUCUGUCUCUCUGUUCCUCCUCUCGUCCUGCAGGCCAACAUAGCAGACUACGGGGACAACCAGUGGGUGACCUGCUUCCAGGAGAGUGCUGAAGCCAUCCUGGGACAGAACGCUGCUUACCUAGGGCAGCUCAAGGACUCGGUGAGCCUUACUCCCUGUCUCCCUCCCUUACUCCCUGUCUCCCUCCCUUACUCCCUGUCACCCUAUCUGCCUGGCACCCUCUGCCUGCCUGCCUGCCUGCUUGCCUCCCUGUCACCCUCUCUGCCUGCUUGCCUCCCUUUCACCCUCUCUGCCUGCUUGCCUCCCUGUCACCCUCUCUGCCUGCUUGCCUCCCUGUCACCCUCUCUGCCUGCUUGCCUGCCUCCCUGUCACCCUCUCUGCCUGCCUGCCUGUCUGGUUCAAAGCCUGGCCUGAGGAAAGAGCCUGGGGAGGUGCUGAGCCCCAGGCAGUGUCUAGCCUGGCCCUGCCAGCCACCAGCACCAGCUACUGCUCUGCCUGAACAGGCUGCUGUGCCGUGUGGUCUCUGUAGGCCCUCACACAGCCUCUAUAACCCAAGGACUUCUAUUUUAAAAAUCACUUGUGAUUAUUUCCGUUUUUUUGCACUACAUUAUAUUUUUUCAUUUUAAUUAGAUGGAAAACUGCUUUAAUUUAGAACCAGCCAUCUUGAUUUAAUCAAUGGCUUUUUAAUGGAAACUAGCAAAUUUGUCAUUAAAGUUAAAUUGAUCCCAUUUUGUAAAUUUUCAUGCAGAAUGAAGCUGCCUUCGAGGAGAUCUUUCAGCAGGCCAACUUCCACACCUUUGUUUUCCGCAACAGAGUCAAGCUGGAGACCUACAAUGUAAGUAGCACCUGACAGAUAUUGGAUAUCCGAUACAAUACUUAUUUUUGGGAGGCAAAAUACACUAUACCUGUUCCAAUUCAUCGGCCGAUGCAUUGUAUUUCAGAUGUGAUAUGAAAAGUCAGUUUUCUGUACAGAUUUAGCUCCAAAUGAAAAACGGCCCUUCAAAGAUGCUUUUGA